Molecule: messenger RNA, 426 nt
Organism: Pisolithus orientalis
Lineage: Eukaryota; Fungi; Basidiomycota; Agaricomycetes; Boletales; Pisolithaceae
Exons: 3
Coding region: 1-426 (141 amino acids)
Source: RefSeq, a predicted model, not a curated record
AUGACUAACUUGCAAGCCUUAGAGAAGCUCAUUGUGUCACAAAAGGGUGUGACUGUGUUCUUUCUCACAGGAGACAACAACACUGAGACCAAAUUCCAGACCAAAAACAUGGACACUGACCCUGAAACAGCCAUUGACAAUGAGAUGAGGAUGAUGGACUGGCCAGUGCAGGAGCACCUGAAAGGGGCACUGGCACAUGCAGCCAAGACACACAAUAUCUCUCCUCUUCCAGUCUUUGAUCUCAAUGGUGAGAGUAUUGACCCAUCAGAUUACACUCACAAGCUCUCUGGCACCAUCAUUCGAGUGUGCUUUGCACUGAUGUACUACUCAAUCAGCAGGGACAAGAAGUAUGUCUUCAUGGCUGUCGUUCACAACAUGGUUGUCCAGCAAGAGUCAGAUGCUGCUCCUGUGAAUCCACUGAAGUGA